AUGCCAGCAGACGGCACAACAUCAGCUAUUUUACAAAUCCCAUCCCAACCACUCGGCCCUUAUCAUCAAAUAAUGAUGCAUGAAUUGCCCACAAGAAGACAAAUUGACUCAGAUAUGUUACAUGUAGAAAAGGAUGAAUUGUUCAACGUCAACCUCAAGAUGAAUUCACUUCCAUUGAAUGACGAACACAUUGAUGGACUUGCCCCUGUAGCUGAUGAUGUUGCCAUGGCUGAAUCAAAUCAUGCUUUUGAUAUUCAAGAUAGGCUAGAACUGGAUGGUGUUGAUAAACCAACAAAUAAACGUCAACGAAGGUUCACCUCAAAAGUAUGGGGAAACUAUACUUUUCUUAAAGAACCAAGUCCAGAAGGAUUGCUGAGAUGCGAAU
Messenger RNA from Ilex paraguariensis (yerba mate), 385 nucleotides. Lineage: Eukaryota; Viridiplantae; Streptophyta; Magnoliopsida; Aquifoliales; Aquifoliaceae. The record is from the annotation of a GenBank genome assembly.